Aspergillus campestris IBT 28561 is the source of this 465-nucleotide messenger RNA. RefSeq names its product RNA-binding protein. The transcript has 2 exons. Lineage: Eukaryota; Fungi; Ascomycota; Eurotiomycetes; Eurotiales; Aspergillaceae. Bases 1 to 465 code for a protein of 154 amino acids. Gene Ontology annotation, molecular function: RNA binding. The record is from RefSeq and is a predicted model, not a curated record.
AUGAGCGAAAAGGCCCGUUUGAAGUGCACCGUCUAUGUGGGGGGUCUCGACCAGGCGGUCACGGUACAGACGCUGGCCGAGGCAUUCGUCCCCUUUGGCGAAGUCGUCGACAUCACGCUCCCCAAGCCCGACGUUCCGAACUCGUCCGACCUGCACCGGGGCUUUGGAUAUGUGGAAUUCGACAUGCCGGAUGAUGCGAACGAGGCGAUCGAUAACAUGGAUGGGAGCGAGCUUUACGGACGGACAAUCAAGGUCGCGCCGGCGAAGCCCCAGAAGGACAGCAACGAGGGGCUGGGAAGCAAGACCGCGAUCUGGCAGCAGGAGGGCUACUUGGCCAAGUAUGCUGUGAGCGAGGAGGACAAACUGGCGGACGAGCACGCCCUGUCUACGACGGAUGGCGACCGGCCCCAGGAUCCCAUGCAGGGACUGGAGGAGCUGGAUGUGGCAGGACCCAAGCCGGAAUAA